AUGACCAACCACACCUCUGUGACUGAAUUCUGUCUCCUGGGACUUUCUGACAUCCGCAAGCUGCAGAUCUUGCACUUUCUUGUGUUCCUGUUUGCUUACGUAGCCUCCUUCAUGGGGAAUUUCCUCAUCAUUGUCCUCGUGACCCUCGACCAUCACCUCCACAGCCCCAUGUACUUCUUCCUCAAGAACAUGUCAUUCUUAGACCUCUGCUACAUCUCCGCCACCGUCCUCAAAUCCAUGGUGAAUGCCAUCAUGCAGCGCCACUCCAUUUCUUUCCACGGCUGCUUCCUGCAGUUGUUUUUCUUCAUCAUGUUUGGGACAGCAGAGUUGGCCUUGCUGACAGUCAUGGCAUAUGACCGCUGCCUGGCCAUCUUCAGCCCCCUGAGAUACAGGACAGUCAUGAACACCAGAGCAUGUGUCCAGAUGGCUGCAGGGUCCUGGCUUAGUGGAGCACUCUAUUCAGUGUUGCACCCAUCACACAAUGUGCUGAGGAAGAAAAUGUUCAACCGAACCACUGUGACCGAGUUCCUUCUGCUGGCGUUUUCUGAUGUUAGGGAGCUGCAAAUUUUGCAUUUUGUGGUGUUUCUAAUGAUUUACCUGGCAGGCCUGAUGGGGAAACUUCUCACCAUCACAGCCAUAGCCUUCGACCAACAUCUUCACACUCCCUUGUACUUCUUCCUGGUGAAUCUGGUCAUCCUAGACCUUGGCUCCACCUCUGUCACCCUCCAAAACACAUGUCCAAUUCCCUCAUGA
Messenger RNA from Gopherus evgoodei (Goodes thornscrub tortoise), 753 nucleotides. RefSeq names its product olfactory receptor 14I1-like. The transcript has 2 exons. Gene Ontology annotation, molecular function: odorant binding; olfactory receptor activity; G protein-coupled receptor activity. The record is from RefSeq and is a predicted model, not a curated record. Gene Ontology annotation, cellular component: membrane. NCBI's taxonomy places the organism in Eukaryota, Metazoa, Chordata, Testudines, Testudinidae. Gene Ontology annotation, biological process: G protein-coupled receptor signaling pathway. Bases 1 to 753 code for a protein of 250 amino acids.